AUAGCCCUGCUGCAAGGCUCGGAAGCUGCUCCACAAUGCUUCGUGUCACCACUUCCUCCCUGUGCACCUACUGCCAGAGGGUGAGGCUCCUCAGCGCCCCCUCUGCCUCGGCCUUCACAGUGGCUUCUCCCAACAAAAGACUGGAAAACCAGCUCACGGUGGACUCCCUCUAUCAGCUCUCUGUGGACAUCCGGAAGGUACGCAAGUUCAAGGGCUGGGUUCUGUCUGAGAGCUCUGCGUAUGUGUCUGAGACGGUUGACCUGCUCAGGGACAUGGGUGCAGACGCCACAGUGAUCACCCGCAUCCUGGAGACUCACCCCGAAGCCGUUCUGUGUCUGCCGGAGGACGUGGCCGCCCAGCGGGACCUUUGGGUGUCGGUAUGCCCCAACAGGCGCGAACUGAUGAGCAUCAUCGAAAAGUUCCCGGCUUCUUUCUUCACCGUGAGCCACCACAACAACCAGCGGGCCAACAUCCUCUACCUGCAGAGCCUCCGCCUCAGCAACAGGAUCAUCGGCAAGCUGAUGGCCAGCGCCCCGCAGAGCUUCAGCCGGCCGGUGGAGCUCAACAAGGAGGUGAUCCACACGCUGAGGGAGACCUACCUGGACCUGGGCGGGGACGAGGGGAACCUGCGCGUCUGGCUGCAGAAGCUCCUGAGCCAGAACCCGUACAUCCUGCUGCGGCCGGCUGAAGCCUGGAGGGACAGUCUGGGCUUCCUGAGGGAGCAGGGCUUCACCACGGAGGAGCUCCUGAACCUGGUCUGCAGCCUCAGAGCCUCCAUCGCAGAGCUGCAGCCAGAGGCCAUGCAGCAGGCGCUGGCGUACCUGGAGGGGGCUCUCACCUGCUCCAAGGACGAACUCAAACAAAUAGUCAUCCGCUCCCCGGCCGUCUUGUACUACUCCCUGCCCACGCUGGUGGGACGCUUCCAAGGACUGAUGGAUGUGGGAGUGAGCAUGGAGCAGGUGAAGGAAUCUCCGAACGUCCUGGAGCUCACAACGCAAAUCGUGCUUUACCGUAUCCAGAAGCUGGCGUCCUACGGGUACGACGUGCGCUCCGGCAGCCUGGACGUUAUCGUGGGGACUAAAAAGGACUUUGAGAUGAGUUACAGUAAGCUGCAGCUCAGGCAGCAGCGCCCGCUCUUCAACCCUGUAGCUCCUCUCAUGUCUGUGUGAAUGGCACACUUUGUUGAUGAGCUGCAUUAUGGCCCCUUUUCCACCAAACCAGCUCUGGUUCUUGAACAUUUGUGCUCAGAAACCAACUCACAAUUCAGUUUUGAGUGUCAUUAACUGAUUUUUUUGUUCUGUUAUUAUUACAGAUAUUUGUUUUUUAUUAAAAAAAACAAGCAUGGA
Messenger RNA from Centropristis striata (black sea bass), 1346 nucleotides. Its product is annotated as transcription termination factor 2, mitochondrial-like. Gene Ontology annotation, molecular function: double-stranded DNA binding. Lineage: Eukaryota; Metazoa; Chordata; Actinopteri; Perciformes; Serranidae. Gene Ontology annotation, biological process: termination of mitochondrial transcription; regulation of DNA-templated transcription. Gene Ontology annotation, cellular component: mitochondrial matrix. The record is from RefSeq and is a predicted model, not a curated record. Bases 36 to 1169 code for a protein of 377 amino acids. The transcript has 2 exons.